AUGACCGACGUCGAUCUCGACCAGCUGCUUCGCGUGCCCGGUUUGAUCUUCAAAGCCGCCGGCCCUGUGCUUGGCACAAGCAAUAUCGCCGAGUCCGCCCUCCGUCUUCUCCAGCUCGAUUCUGGCCAUCGUCACCAGGGCGCCAGUCAGCUUUUGGUCGUAAAGCGCAUCACCUACUUCGCGCGUGGAGCUCUUGGCAUCAGCACGCACUACCUCGAUAUCGGUCCCAAGACAGUUGCCUAUCAGAGCAUGGUCACACGCAUCGUCACUCUCGACAAGAUUGCCCACCGCGAGCAUGUCGCCAAGGGCCUCACCAUGCGCCAAGCCGUCAUGCGCAUCGUCGACAACUACCGCAUCGCCCGCAAGCACUACGUUCUCCACGCCGACGUCGUCGACCCCCCUGUUCCUGUCGCUCGCGAGAAUGAGACAGAGGCUGCGCUCGCUACCCGCCAGCGAUUCGAUUUCGCGCUGCGAGAGAUGUGGGACGUCCUCGGCCAGCUUCAUGACUUGAUGACUGUGAGCGGCAAAGCGACUCUGGCUGCGAAGCAGGCUCUGGCUCAGGAGGUCAAGAAGGGAGAGCUCUUGCAGCUGAAGCUUCGUCUCCACGAGAAGGAUGCCGAAAUCUAG
Messenger RNA from Colletotrichum aenigma, 627 nucleotides. RefSeq lists its product as uncharacterized. Lineage: Eukaryota; Fungi; Ascomycota; Sordariomycetes; Glomerellales; Glomerellaceae. The record is from RefSeq and is a predicted model, not a curated record. The transcript has a single exon. Bases 1 to 627 code for a protein of 208 amino acids.